GCCACUUUUGACAGGUCUUCAACAGACAGUUGAACUAGUAUUGAAAAUAAGUAACAGUAGAUGUGCUUUAGAGAUGGAUAGCCUUAUAGACAAAGCAGAAGAUGGAAAUGUAGACGAUGUUGCUGAAAUGCUCUGCAAAGUACAGAAUAAAGAGGUCAUUGACACCAUAGAAAAAAGAUUGCGCAGAGAAAAGGGGGAUGCAGUCUCUGUCAUUAGAACUGUUCUACAAGCUUCCACAAAGGCCACUGGAGGAAGAAAGAUUGGCGUCAGUCUGUGUAAGAGGCUUAUAGAGACUUUGGAGAGAAAUGAAUUGUCCAGUAAACUGGCAUCAAAUCUAACAGGGAUGCUGCUGACAGAGAUUGACAUACUACAUAGCAGUGCGUUGGCAGAAAUAUCCUCCGUAUUCGUAGAUAUGGUCAAAAGUGGAGCCAUUCAGUGUGGAAAAGGUCUUGCCCUGCUACCGAAGAUUCUGUCCGCUUUAGCUCUAGAGGAGACUGUUUCCUAUGGGGAGAGCUGUCUGAAUGGAGAACAGUACAAAAAUCAUGUCAUCAACAGUGUGUGUUCAUGCAAGUGGAACACCCAAAGUGUAUUACAUUUAGCUGCCAUGUUCAAGGACAUUACGUUAACCAGUGAAGAACUAAAAUUUGUCCUGGAGAAGAUCCUAAGGAUGAUGAGGGAGUUAGAACUGGCAGAUUUACCUGCCCUUGUCUAUCAACUUCUACUUCUCUCCACCAAGGGUCACAAAAAACUUGUAAUUGAUGGAGUCACAAAAUAUUUCAUAGAGCAGGAUGCAAAAUAUAAAGAUCAUGAUCCAAAUGAGUUCAGCGAGGAUCUGUUAGAGGGAGAUAACUUCAGCAUAGAGACCUUGCGACAAACUGAGGGAACUAUCAUACUCCAUCUUAAUUUUGCCAUCAGCAUGGACCAAGAGCUGGGCAGAGAGUUUAUUAAGUUUCUCAAGGGUAACCAGUCGGACACAUCUAAAGUCCUGGCUCCGUUUGUUCUGGCCCUGUCCCUCUCACUGUCAAGGAUUCACAGGUUUGAAGGGCAGAUAUUUGAUUUGCUAAAGGCUACAGUAAUUAAGAAUUUUAAAGACAGUGAGAAACAGAAACAGUCCAAGUGGGUGAGGGAGAUGGUUCCAGACUCUUGUGAAGUACAAGAUAGUGUUCUAUCAACCAUACAAAACAGUAAACAUGGCUGGGAUCAUGUGAUACAAGGCCUUGUCCAGCUGGGGUUUGGUUUGAUGGAUGCCUGUGGCCCCAAGGGAGCAUUUGGUCGCAUAGAGACUGGGAGCGUUCAGAACGGCCCAACCCACUCCACCUGCAUGCUGGGAAGCAAGAUCCUUCUACACACAUUCAAAACACAUGACUUGGUGAGAGCUGAAAUUUUGGAGCAGAUUUUCAAUAGGGUUGUUACCAAGGCAACAUCACCUGUCAGUCAUUACUUAGAGCUGCUCUCCAGCACAGUUAUGUCGGCCCCACAGAGACUCCUGGAGUCCUCCACCAAGGUACGUGAGGUGUUUGACUAUCUGGCCUUCCUGCUGCCCUCCACUGCAGAGGAGUUACUGAAGGCCAUCCACCCACUGCUGAAACUCAGUAUGUCUCUGAGAGAUUCACUCAUCCUGGUCCUGAGGAAAGCCAUGUUCUCCAGGCAGCUGGAUUCCAGGAAGAUAGGCGUGUAUGGGUUCUUGAUGUUCCUCAAAAAUUUUCGUAUUCUUGGUGGAUUGCCCUCAAGUCAGGCUAGUCAGUCCUUCUCUUCAAGUCAGGUACAAGUUGACGUCCAUACUCGAUACAAUCCUGCCAGUAAUGAAGCGCUGUGUUUAGAAGUCAUGGGUAAUCUUCGUCGUGUUCUAACUCAGCAAGCUGAUGUCAGACUCAUGUUUUAUCAGGGGAUAUAUGAAGCUUUGUGUAAAAAUACACAAAUUCUUGGGACAGUUUUAGAGAUUCUCUUAUAUCAGCUGAAAAAGUAUUAUGAGCCAACAGAAGAUGUAAACCCUCCUGUGAAGUUAAAUCUUUGUAUCACGGCCCAGGGAGACCAGAUGUACCUGGCUGAACCAUUGGCUCACUUGAUUUGUUGUAUCCAGCUUUGUCUGAUCAAGGUCAGCGAUAUUCGUCGCCAUCAGGAUGGUGACCAUGAUGACACGGUUACGGAGGACUCGAACCAGACUCAGCAGGAACUGGAGGACAUGAUGGACUCUCUGGUCACCAGAAUGAUUAAGUCUGAGAUGGAGGACUUUGAACUGGAUAAAUCAGCAGACUAUUCACUAGCCACCAGUGUCGGAACAAAGAACAACAUUUUUUCCAUCUUGGUGCUGGGGAUGUAUGAAUCUCUGAUGGAGUAUACCUUCAACACUGGGCAGUACAGUGAGUCUAGCUUGCGGCAAACUUUACAGCUGUAUGAUAAUUACAAGAAACUGAGUGAUGUUCUGAAGGAGAAGGCUAGCUCUGCCGCGGGAAAGAAAGGCAAAGUUCCAACAGGACACAAGACGGCUCUCAGCUUGCUAUCUAUCAGGAGUACCACGGAAAUCCUGCGGGCGCUUAUCAGUGAAACGGCGCCAAGUUUAACAGAAAACUUGACUAUUCUGAGAGAGAAUACAGACUUCAGAAGACAUAUUGUCAAUGUGGCCUUGCAGAAGAUUCAGCAGAUUCAGGAGAAGGGUGUGUGUGACGGGGCAGAGGGAGGGGACAGGACCAAGCUUCUACAGCAUCUCAUCAAUAUGGCUAAAAUAUUCAUCACAUAUUACACAGAAAAUCAGCGAAUGGAAGAGGAUGGAAAGAGAGACAAGUCUAAAUACAUCAGUGGACCGUGUCUGGAGGGGCUGAUGGGAAUCAUGACCAUCAUAUCUCAGCGAUAUUCUGACCAGUUCUGCCACUGCCUCUGUGAAAUGGUCAGAUCUGAUGAAUCUGAGGACCCACAAGAAGACAUUUACAGGCACAUUAAAAAGUAUCAGAGACUUGUCAUGAACAUUUUGAUAUCAGAUGCUGAAGACAAGAACAUGAAGGAGGUUCAACUUUUGCUGGGAGUAAUCCAGAUUCUCUGCAAGCAACUGUAUGGCACAGGAAGCCAGUUUGAGAUGGUUCUGGACUGGAUUCACAAACUUUGUUCAGAGCAGAGUAUUGAUGAUAUUCCUACCUGUAAACUUCUGUUCUCCAUGUUGAUGGCCUUCACCCAGCAGGUCAAGAGUUGUCCGCCCUUGUUGAGGGAUCUAUCACAGGACAUACAUAGUCAGCUGGGAGAUAUUGAUCAGGAAACUGAAGUAGAGGAUAAGACCCACUUUUCCCUUGUGACUCCGAGAACUGCCGCUCCUAUUCUGCUUAACCUAGUUCUACAGCAGACAGAAAGGGAACUGGACGAUACAGACUGGGUGGUGGCCAGACUGAGAGGAGAGGCUGGACAGGCUAGUGAUGAAGAAGAGAUUGACCUAACCCAGAAGGAAGGUCACGAGAGGAGCAUUUGUACAAGACUGGGUAUACUGGUCACUGCAUUCCAUGAACUUGUCCAGUCAGCCAUUCCGGUCGGUGCUUGUAUGGAGAACAUGGUCAAGCAGGCCACAAGACUAUAUGGCACACUGACUGUUCUCGUGAAAUAUUAUUUGAAUCUGUAUCAGCAACGUACUGGCCAUCUGUCUUCAAGGUUCGAAAAGCUUGUAAAGUUGAUUGGUACUCACCUGACCCAGCAUUGCUAUGGCAUGAUCACAUAUAUACAGCAAACAGAGAGCGAGCAAAUGCAGCAGACAGUGGAUAAGAAGAAAAAGGACAGAAAAAAGCAAGCCGCUGCUCUGAAUGCUGGGAAGGUGCGUUUUAUGAAGGAAUCUAGAACAAUCCCAAACCUCAUCUUCUCCAUUGAAACAUUGGAAAAGUUCCUGAUACAGCUGACCAAAAAAUCUAAGGUGAAUCUGAUGGAACAUAUGAAGAUGAGCACAUCCAGAGAUUUCCGUAUCAAUGUGGCUACAGUACAAGCUGUGAUGGAAAACGAUUCAGGUUCUUCAGAGGAGGAGGAAGAAGAAAACAAUGGAAAUGAAGAGGACCAGGACAAUGAGGAGGAUGAGUCAGAGGAGCGGGAAAAUACAGUCCCCGCCAACAAACGCCCCCCAGAACCAUUGGAUCCACCGCCAACAAAAAAAUUUAAACUGGGAAAAAAGGCCAGGUCUGACGUGGUGUAGCAAUGCACUGCAUAGAGUUGAAGUCUCGUUUGAUUUGUUAUUGUAAUGACUUUGUGAAGAUUUAUUACUUAGAUAUGUAUGUGCCAAAUAUUACAUGAAUGCACCAUGUAUUUGUAAACCUUAGUACGGUAACAUUAAAUAAUAUGAAAAUGAA
Molecule: messenger RNA, 4313 nt
Organism: Ostrea edulis (European flat oyster)
Lineage: Eukaryota; Metazoa; Mollusca; Bivalvia; Ostreida; Ostreidae
Product: Fanconi anemia group I protein-like
Exons: 33
Coding region: 74-4159 (1361 amino acids)
Biological process (GO): DNA repair
Molecular function (GO): DNA polymerase binding
Source: RefSeq, a predicted model, not a curated record